UGCGAGCAGGGCGCUCCUCCGCGGGGGCAUGGGGUCCGCGCUGCUCGCUCUGGGGCUGCUGGCCCUGCUGCUGGGGCCGGCGCCGGCGCAAGAAGUCCUGAGCCGGGAGGUGUUCUGUGGAGCUUGCAGGGCCCUGAUGGAUGAGGUGGAGUAUGAUGUCACCAAGGCUCGGCAGAAAAAGACCAAGGUGGGCUCCUACCGAAUAAAUCCUGACGGGACGCAGGAGAGGAGAAAGAUUCCCUUAGCCCAGUCUGAGGCAUUCUUAACAGACCUUUUGGAUAAAGUAUGUGAGCGAAUGAACGACUACAAAUUUGAAGAAGACCCUGUAACUAAGGAGAGAAGUUUCAAGAGAUUUGCUCCAAGGAAAGGGGACAAAAUAUACAAAGAAUUUAAAAAGUUCUAUUUUUAUUCUGAUGCUUACAAACCCUUGAAAUUCGCGUGUGAAACUAUAAUAGAAGAGUAUGAAGAUGAAAUAUUCUCACUUAUCGCCCAGGAGGCAGACUAUCUAGCUGACAAGCUGUGCAGUGAAAAAUCAGAUCUGUGUGACGCUUCUUCUACUAAUCACACUGAACUCUAGGAAUGACUGCUAUUAGUUGUAGAAGGAGUAAAGUCACAUCCCCAAAAGGUCAAUGUCUGCAUUUUAUGCUUUCCUGUUGUCUUUCUUGAUAAGAAAAUUUGUGUUUCUUGAAUGUACCACGUUUGUUUUAUGUAAUUUUUUAAUUCAAAAUCUGUCAUUUGGCAUCAUAGCAAAAUGAUUCUGCAGGUGACACUGAGGAGUCCUUAAAACUUUUAAAUCAUCUUUGUGAAUUUUGAUUAAAACAGGCUUGGCAAUAAAGCCAACUAGUAAGUUGGUGGUAAGAAAACAAAGUAAAGACAUUUUAUAAAUGAGAUAGGGAUUUAAUAAUGUAUAAUAUAUAUUUUAAAGCAAAUAUAUACACACAAAAACAAGUGUAAAGUGUUCUAUAAGAACCUGAUCUGAUUUCUUAAAUACCUGAUUGGCCAUGAGAUUAAGGAAAUAAAUUGCAACUAGUUCCAAAUUAGAUCUUUGGAGUUAUAUAUGGCUAUCGGUGAAAGAAAUGAACCCACCUUUUAUCAGGGAUGAAAUUUAAAAUUUAAGUUUAAAAAUGUCUUAAUCUCUAAAAUUUAGUUGAAGCAGUAAAAAAUAAUGAAUACCUUUUUAUAGAAUAAUAAUUAUA
Molecule: messenger RNA, 1196 nt
Organism: Choloepus didactylus (southern two-toed sloth)
Lineage: Eukaryota; Metazoa; Chordata; Mammalia; Pilosa; Megalonychidae
Gene: CNPY1
Product: canopy FGF signaling regulator 1
Exons: 5
Coding region: 29-577 (182 amino acids)
Cellular component (GO): endoplasmic reticulum
Source: RefSeq, a predicted model, not a curated record